AGAUCCAGUCCCGACUGCGCGGUCGCAAUAUGCCUCAACUUGUCCCCUCCCCCGCCGACUGCCUGGCUUGAGAUGAGUGGAAGAUGUCGGUUUCGGGUCUGAAGGCCGAAUUGAAGUUUUUGGAGUCAAUUUUUGACCCAAACCACGAACGUUUCAGAAUUAUCGAUUGGAAGCCUGAUGAGCUUAGUUGUCAGUUUAAUGUAACCGGUGAAAAACUCCUGAUUAUACAUUGCAACAUCACGGAGUCAUACCCAUCUAUACCUCCAAUCUGGUUUGUUGACUCUGAUGACCCAAGUCUGACGGAGGUGUUGGAGCGCCUGGAAGAUGUCAGAAAGGGCACCUCUCUGCUCCUACAGCAGCUAAAGCGUCUCAUCUGUGACCUGUGUCGGCUSUACAACCUGCCACAGCACCCAGAUGUUGAGAUGCUAGAUCAGCCACUCCCUGCUGGGCCCAUUAACCCAGAGCGCAAGCAUGGACCAGCGGAUGAAGUGACAUCCGAGGAGGAGGAUGAAGAAGAAAUGGGCGAGGACAUUGAAGACCUGGACCACUAUGAGAUGAAGGAAGAGGAGCCAGUGGACGGGAAGAAGUCAGAGGACGACGGAAUAGAGAAGGAGAAUCUGGCCAUCCUUGAGAAGAUCCGUAAGAACCAGAGGCAGGACCACUUGAACGGUGCCGUCUCUGGUUCCGUUCAGGCCUCCGAUCGUCUCAUGAAGGAACUCAGGGAGAUCUACAGAUCACAGAGUUACAAGACAGGUAUUUAUUCAGUGGAGCUAGUCAAUGACAGCCUUUAUGAAUGGCACGUCAAAAUAAGAACGGUAGACCCAGAUAGUCCACUACAUAGUGACUUGCAAGUUAUGAAGGAGAAGGAAGGGCAGUUUUGA
Salvelinus sp. IW2-2015 is the source of this 881-nucleotide messenger RNA. Its product is annotated as ubiquitin-conjugating enzyme E2 Q2. NCBI's taxonomy places the organism in Eukaryota, Metazoa, Chordata, Actinopteri, Salmoniformes, Salmonidae. The record is from RefSeq and is a predicted model, not a curated record.